GAAGACUGAACCCUUUUCCAGUUUCCGCGCUCUAUUUGUCACCUCGUGAGCGCCCCGUUGAUGUCGGCUGUCUAGUGUCCAGGGCUGUCCGCUACCGAAGAGUGCGUCGCCAUAUUAUCGUUGUAACAAGGAUUGAAUUCACCAAACAGUAAACUUACAAGUCAUAGCAGUCUAUAAUUUUUUGUUCAUUACAAAUAGCCCAUCACCGGGAAGCCAACAGAAAUGGCUCCUAAGAAGAAACCUCUCAAUGGGUAUGCAUUGUUCAUGAUGGAGACUCGACAGAAAUUAAUGAGUGAAGGAAAUAAACUAAGCAUGGCUGAUAUGUCUGAGUAUUGCCAAAAGGAUUGGGAAAAUAUGUCUCAAGAAAUGAAAGAAAAAUAUAAAAUGAAAGGUAAACAAAUGAAAUAUGAAGGAAAAGUAGCCAAAUAUACUUCGAUUGGUGAAAAUAUAGAAGAUGUUCGUAGAGAAUCAGAUGAAAAGAAAUCACAAACAGAUGCUAUGUACACAUAUAUAGAUGUAUUGCUUGACAUGCAACCAGCCAGCCAUUAUCUUCCCAAGCAAAAAUUCAUUUUAAUUCAUAUAAACUCUUAUUCGUGUGAGAAAGAAGGAUUUUAUUUUCCUGCCGAGAUAUCCAUGGCCGAGUUUUCUUUAGAAAAAGGCUUGAUACGCAUGUUUCAUCAGUUAAUUGGAUUCGAUAAAGUCAGAACAAAUGCUCCAGAAGCUCCUACAGCAGAUAUUAAUAGUCAUGCUGCUAACAAUCAUAAAAUCAACGUAUUUACAGUGUUACCCAAUAAUUAUACAGAAUUAUUACUAAAAAUGAUUGGUUUUAUCAUGAACAAAGAUGUCGAUGAAACUGUUCUAGAUGACUUAACAUUGGACAUGCCUCCAGUCUAUACUGCACAUACACCUAUUGGAAAUGAACUAAUGAUUACUAGUGCAAGUUUAUUUAAGUUAUUUGAAAGUGCAGUAAGGGAUGCUGAAAGAAGUGAUUUCAAUAAUAUUAUUAGAGUUUACCAUUUGGAUAAACUAUUCAUGAAUCUGAAAAAUGCAUGCUUUAAAGUUAAACAUCCAGGUAAAGUUGAGUUGGCUUUACCUUCUGUUGCUAUGGCUACUGAUGCCUUAUCAAAAGAUGUAUUAACUGUAAUGAAAACAGUUGGUUGUGAUUUUCAUGAAAAACUUGAUGACAUUCAUGUUUGUAGUAGCUAUUAUGUAUGCAAGUGGAUACACAUUCUAUCAGCUCAUUGUUGUCGCUAUUUUGACAUACAACUUGUACCUGGUUGUCAUUUUGCUUUUGAUUUAUCUAAAACAGACAGUUCAGUUGAAGAACGUUUUGGUAAAAUGAAUAUUUCUAAAUGUUCUGUUGAUUGUUCCAAUAAUAAUAAUAAUAUAAAUAAACCGAUCACUGUAGCAGACAACCGCGCUUUUCCACCACUUGGAGGUGAAUUUUCAGCUGUUAUUCAAAAACCCAUUAGGAAUGUGCCUGAAUAUGAAUCAAAUAAAAACAGCAAAAUUACAACAGAUGAUAAGGACAACUAUCUUCAACUUGGUGAUUUGAAAAAUAUUCAAAAAGAUGCUCCUGUACCUGUUGUGAACCGCUGGCAAGAAAAUGCAGGUCGUGGCAGAGGUGUUAUAGGUCAAAUCCGAAGUAAUAACCAAAACCAAUUAAAUGAAAGCCCGAAGCAACCAUCCAAGGGAAGAGGAUUUAUUGGUAGAAGUAAAUAGACAGUGUAGACAAAAUAGUUAUGACUACAUUUUUAGUGUCCAACUUUAUUCAAAAAGACAUUUUUUUUUAAUUUUUAAAUAUUAAAUAUCAUUAAUUUCUGUUAUUUUAAACCAGUUAGUGGUUUAAUUCAAUAAUGAUGAAGAAGCUCGUACAAAAAAAUGUAUUGAAAGUCAACAAAAAUAAAAUUUAUUAUUAUUAAUAAACCGUAUUGCAAAUCAAUUGUCUAAUAUCAAGGUAAAUUGUCUAGAAACCUGUGAAAACCUCUAAAAAUAUGAAUUUAAUUUUCAAAUAAAAUGUAUUAUUUCUAAUCUGAGGUGAUGGUUGGAAGUGGUGUGAGUGGUAACUUUGUUAUGAAGAGGCCUGACUUCAUAUGGUAAGUUCCAAAGACUAAAAUUAUCUGUUUUUGUCAAUAAUAAAAUGAAUCCAACCUUCCUUAUGCCGUAAUGUUUGAAUUCAAAUAUUUAAAUCCUUAAUUAUAAAAUGUUCAUUAAAUGGUUACAUGAUAUAUACAUGGUAUAUAUUAUUUGGUUUGUAUGUUUUAGAUUUCAGUUAUAAAGUUUGUUAAUAAUUGUAUCAAUAAAAUACAUAUGUAAUAUAAA
Myzus persicae (green peach aphid) is the source of this 2322-nucleotide messenger RNA. Its product is annotated as protein maelstrom homolog. Lineage: Eukaryota; Metazoa; Arthropoda; Insecta; Hemiptera; Aphididae. Bases 223 to 1722 code for a protein of 499 amino acids. The transcript is spliced from 3 exons. The record is from RefSeq and is a predicted model, not a curated record. Gene Ontology annotation, biological process: spermatogenesis; male meiotic nuclear division; piRNA processing. Gene Ontology annotation, cellular component: P granule; nucleus. Gene Ontology annotation, molecular function: sequence-specific DNA binding.